This is a messenger RNA of Carassius auratus (goldfish), 1778 nucleotides long. RefSeq lists its product as uncharacterized. The record is from RefSeq and is a predicted model, not a curated record. Gene Ontology annotation, molecular function: nucleic acid binding. The coding region runs from base 127 to 1395 and encodes 422 amino acids. The transcript is spliced from 2 exons. NCBI's taxonomy places the organism in Eukaryota, Metazoa, Chordata, Actinopteri, Cypriniformes, Cyprinidae.
GGCCCCGAUUUUGAAUCGCACUUGAUCAAAGAAUUGUGCGAUAUCGCUGGGGUGCGUAAAGUAAGAACAACCCCAUACCAUCCGAGGGGAAAUCCUGUUGAAAGGUUCAAUAGAACCUUGUUAAAUAUGCUUGGAACCCUGGAGACCAAGAAGAAAAGCUGCUGGAAGGAGUACGUAAAGCCACUUGUACACGCAUACAACUGCACCAGAAAUGAAACCACUGGAUUUAGCCCCUACGAGUUAAUGUUCGGACGACAACCCAGGCUCCCAGUAGAUCUAGCGUUUGGAUUACCUCUCAGAGAUAAGGCAAAUACGACACACUCCCAGUAUGUAAAGAACCUAAAGUCAAGUCUUGAGGAGAGUUUCCGGAUUGCAGUUGAAAACUCCAAAAGGAUGGCUGAGAAAAAUAAGACUCGGUUCGACAAACGUGUGACGGCAUCUGAGUUGGACAAAGGCGACAGAGUUCUUGUGAGGAGUGUUAGACUGAGAGGAAAGAAUAAACUUGCAGACAAAUGGGAGGAAACCAUCUAUGUAGUGGUAGACCGUUAUGGCGAUUUACCUGUUUACAAAAUAUGUCCUGAGUUUCAAACUGGACCAACUCGAACACUACACCGUGACUUGUUGCUUCCCUGCGGAACACUUUCCUCUGACGUGAGUGAACUUGAAACGCCAAGCCCAGUUCCCAGAUGCAAAACACGCAGUAAAGCGAAUGGUGAAAGUCCUGAAGAAGAUAUUUUUGAUUCGGAAGAGGAAGUUUAUCAUUCAGUGCCCCAACUGGAGUUUGUAGGCGAAUCUUUCACAGUUCAUACUUCCAAAGAAAUUCAACCUGGAAAGGAGGACAUUGCCCAAUCCUUGGGAACAGGGUUACUGAAAGAAACGCCAGAAUUAGAGGAGGAGAACUUACCUGUAAACCCUGAGGAGAACUUACCUGUAAACCCUGAGGAGAACUUACCUGUAAAUUUUGAAGUUCAAUCUGAAAGAGAAGAAAUUGCUGAUUCAACUCAUGUAACUGGCUUGGAAGCACAAAGCCCAAGUUUCAAUAGGGAAUCUUCUGUGCCAAGGUUCAGUUCGGUUGAAGAGGAAUUAAAUGAUGCUGAAAAUAUGGAAACCGACAUGGAAGCCAUCGAAUCAGUACAUUCAAGAAAUGAGUUAAGGAGGUCUGUUCGGACAAAAGAGAAACCCAAAAUCUUGACUUACCCCAAAUUGGGAAACCCUUUGAUAACCAUAGUUCAGUCCCUUCUUCAAGGCCUAAAUGAAGCCUUUUCAGAGUCCUUGCAAGAGUGUCCCCGUACGAGCUGUUCUGCAGCACAGGAUUAUACUGGCAAUAUGCAAAGGGACUUGCAUGGUUCUAUGGGGGGAGGGUGUAACCCAGGCUCAAAAACCUUUGUAGUCUAAAUUAGAUUUAAACACAGUCAUCUGAAUAGCUAGAUACUGUUAGAGGAAGAAAUAUGGAACAAAUACUAAAUGUAUAUAUAUGUAUAUAUAAAUAUUUUCCAUUUGAAAUGGGUUACUUGUUAGGUAAACUAAAUAGUUGAAAUGUAACUUUAAUUUUGAUUGAGCUCUAGAUCUGUGCAGGUGAGCAGCCAAUCGAGCGUAAUUAGGUCAAGCUGACUCCGCCCACCGAGAGAUGCGGCAUUAGAGAGAGAGAGAAAAAAACUUGAGAAACAACGUGAAUUAGAAGCUGCGUAAGAUCUUGAUUUAUUUCAUUUUGAGAGAGAACGCAUGUGAAAACCAAACAUUUGGAGUAGGCCAUCAUUGCGUCAUCCGAGAGAAACCUG